AAUGUAAACACUCGUAUGGCACGUCGACUACGUGAUGACAUCAUCUUUCAGACACGUCAUCUAUCAGCGACACACCGAGGCCAGUGGGAGGGAAUUGUUUGUACCAUUGACUUAAAAAUGGCACCGUCACCUACGAAACGGAAAGAGCGGUCAGAGGAUAAAACCAAAGAGCGAGGCAAAGAGAAGUCCGGAACCAAGGAAGGAACAGAGAAAGACCGUGGCCGAGACAAGACUCGCAAACGUCGCAGUGCAUCCACAGGAAGUAGCAGCAGCAGGUCUCGUUCCAGCUCGUCUUCCAGUAGCAGCUCCGGUUCUAGCUCUGGUUCCUCCAGUGGAUCCAGCUCCUCAUCCGGUUCCAGCCGCUCCGGUUCCUCUUCCCGCUCCUCCUCCUCUUCCUCCUCUUCAUCGGGGUCUCCUAGUCCCAGCCGCAGACGGCAUGAUAACCGACGCAGGUCCCGCUCAAAGUCACAGAAAAGAGGGGAGGAGAAGGAGAGAAAGAAGAGAUCUCCCAGCCCCAAACCCACCAAAAUUCAUGUCGGACGACUCACUCGCAAUGUUACCAAGGACCACAUUCAGGAGAUUUUCGCGACUUAUGGGAAGAUAAAGAUGGUGGACAUGCCUACGGACAGAUUCCACCCCCAUCAGUCGCGAGGCUACGCCUACGUAGAGUACGAAACGCCAGAAGAGGCGCAGAAAGCCCUCAAGUACAUGGAUGGAGGUCAGAUUGAUGGACAGGAGAUCACCGCCAUUGCCAUAUUGACCCAGCGUACUCGCCCUGCCCCGCGACGCGCCUCGCCCCCACGCAGAAUGCCCCCGCCCCCACCGAUGUGGCGACGCACCCCUCCCCGCAUGAGGCGAAGGUCUCGGUCACCACGGCGACGGUCACCUGUUCGCCGGCGUUCCCGCUCCAGAUCUCCGGGCCGCAGGCGACAUCGCUCGCGUUCCAGCUCCAACUCCUCCCGAUAGAGAGUGGCACGCGUCCGUCCCCUCUGGUCGCUGUGUUUCGAGCUGCAUUGCCCGAUUCUCUGCCCCGCAGUCGCCGUCUCUGAUGCCUCAGAGCCUAAAGUAGUCACUGUCAACGUUAUUUUAUGAUUUUUAUUUUUUAAUUAAAGGUGAAAGAAGUCAAUGUCAUGGUGAAAUCACUUUUGUCUCUCUAACAAUAGGUGCAUACUGGAUUCACAGUACUGUCUUGUUCUAGAAACUAUUUAGAUCAGAUGGGAAAUAAUUUUGCUACACACUGACUUUUGUACUUGAGUUUUGUCAAUUAAACUUAUAAAAUUACCUUUAA
Alosa alosa (allis shad) is the source of this 1288-nucleotide messenger RNA. Its product is annotated as RNA-binding protein with serine-rich domain 1. The record is from RefSeq and is a predicted model, not a curated record. The coding region runs from base 16 to 966 and encodes 316 amino acids. Gene Ontology annotation, molecular function: RNA binding. The transcript has 7 exons. Gene Ontology annotation, biological process: mRNA splicing, via spliceosome. NCBI's taxonomy places the organism in Eukaryota, Metazoa, Chordata, Actinopteri, Clupeiformes, Clupeidae. Gene Ontology annotation, cellular component: nucleoplasm; cytoplasm; ASAP complex.